AUGCAGGAGUGGGAACCAUUCUUUCCCAGCGGACCAGACCGCAGGUACCAUCAAGCCUAUCCACGCAACUACCAUUUUCUUAUGGAUAACACAGAGGUUUGCAAGAACAAGAUCCCAUUCCUGGUCCUCAUGGUUCCAGUGGCACCAAAAAAUGUGGCAGCUCGGGACGCGAUCCGGCAGACAUGGGGCAAAGAAAACACAGUUCAGGGUGAGCUGGUACUCACUUUAUUUAUGUUGGGUGUCUCUAGAGAAGAUGAUGUUGAGAAGCUCAAACAGGAAAAUUUGCAGCACCAUGACCUGAUCCAGAGUGACUUCAUAGACAGUUAUCUAAACCUAACAAUCAAAACCAUGGUGAUCAUGGACUGGCUAACUACACACUGUCCUGCAGCAGCCUAUGCCAUGAAGAUUGACUCUGACAUGUUUCUGAAUGCUGACAAUCUAGUAAUCAUGCUAAAACAGCCGGGCAUCCCCAAGACAAACUACCUGACAGGGAUGCUUAUGUGGAACAGACCAGUCAUUCGUUCCAAGAACUCCAAGUGGUAUGUGCCUGAGGAAAUGUAUCCAGAGUCUGAAUACCCGACCUACACGCUGGUUAUGGGAUAUGUCUUUUCCAAUGAUCUUCCAGAGAAAUUUGUGGAGAUCUCAAAAUCAAUCAAACCCUUUAACAUUGAGGAUGCUUAUAUUGGGAUGUGCAUGAAAAAGCUUGGACUUGCCCCCACGGCACCACCAAAAGCCUCGCAGUUCAAGGACUAUAACUCUGCAUAUAAUCGCUGUGAAUUCUCCCAGGUCAUCACAUACAUUCUUCGUUCUCCUAAACAGCUCCUGGAUUAUUGGACAGACCUGAAAAAGCCUGGGCCACCUUGUCCUUAACAACUGAACUUUAUGUUAGAGUUUUAAUGUAUUUAUAGAUUGUUAUACACUACUGAAAUUAUU
This is a messenger RNA of Oreochromis aureus, 933 nucleotides long. Its product is annotated as beta-1,3-galactosyltransferase 2-like. The coding region runs from base 1 to 870 and encodes 289 amino acids. Gene Ontology annotation, molecular function: N-acetyl-beta-D-glucosaminide beta-(1,3)-galactosyltransferase activity. Lineage: Eukaryota; Metazoa; Chordata; Actinopteri; Cichliformes; Cichlidae. Gene Ontology annotation, cellular component: membrane. The record is from RefSeq and is a predicted model, not a curated record. The transcript is spliced from 2 exons.